This is a messenger RNA of Paramuricea clavata, 3934 nucleotides long. NCBI's taxonomy places the organism in Eukaryota, Metazoa, Cnidaria, Anthozoa, Malacalcyonacea, Plexauridae. The record is from the annotation of a GenBank genome assembly.
GAAAUGAGCGCGCAAGCAAAUUUUGCAAUACCUGCUGACUUCUGCCAUACUGCUCUCAAUGAUGUGUGAAUAAAUAUACAUGGGGGAUUUAAAAUAUGGCUUGCUACAAAGGAUACAAAGUUCCAUUACAUCACCUAAAGUAGCUAGGGCUUUAUUUUACCCGACAUUGUUAUGGAAUAUCAUCACUGUGGGCAUGAGCCACAAGAGAAAAUGGUAUGACAGAAUUGAUGGGAAUGUUGUACUUGGUGCUUUACCUUUACGGAUCAUUGCAACAUCAGUGAGUAUAUAUGAAGGGUUGACUUGUGAGAUUAACGACUGGCCUGUCUCAUUGUGCUAAUGAACAUGCAAGAUCUUAGGCACUUUCUUGCAGUUGCGCCGCCAGCUCGAUAAUUGGGGGGGGGAAUAUUCAUAUCUUCAUGUGAACUCUGCAUUAUUAAUUUCUUUUGAAAUUGAUUGUUUUUAGUCUAUGAACACAAAAAUAUGAAUAUUCGCCCCCAAUUAUCGAGCUGGUGGCGCCACUGCUUUUCUUGAUAUAUUCGCAACCGAAAUAAUUAAUUGACAACAUUAUGCUUAUAUCGAGAAAGAUUUUGAUAGCCAGGGUAACAAAUUCCCCCCAGACCCUUCCUCUAGAAUGUUCCUGCAUUUUGGGCUCAAUAUUCGAUAAAAUUUGGAAAGAUCCAGCUGACAUGGGCGAACAGGAGGGAAAAUAUUUCCCCGACUUUUCCCCAUUCUGCCCGACUUGCUGAAAACCAUUUUCUGUGUAAACUUUCCAUGCAUAGAUUAAUUCGUUGAAUGCCAGUGCUCUCUUUUCACGAAUAAAAUCUUAUUUAAGGUGGCUCAAUACAAUUUUUAAAAAAAUGGAAAAUUCACGAUUUAGAUGCGUAUUUUUGGACAAUUAUUACUUGUUGAUAAACAAAAUGGACCUCACUUAAUAUAUAAAACAACAUCUAAGGAGUUUGAAGUUUUGCACAAAAGUUACGUAACUGCUGUUGCUAUGGCAACAACGACGUUCCAAGAUGGCAGAUAUUUUGGCUUUAAAGUAAUUUAACACGUGAACGACAUCGGUGACCCCCAAAUUUUAUCCAAAAAAAACAUUUCUCUUAGACUUAGUAUAAUCAAUUAUUUUGACAAUUAAUUAAAAACAAUUCCGUGGAGCUGAAAUUUUUUAAAUUACGUAAAGGUGAUUAUUCAUAAUAAUUUUUUUUUGGCUCCACAGAUUUUUUUAAAAUUGUCAAAAUAAUUGAUUAUACUAAGAGAAAUCAUUUUUUAAAAUAAAAUUGGGGAGUCACCGAUGUCAUUUACGAGUUAAAUUACUUUAAAGCCAAAAUAUCCGCCAUCUUGAAACGUCAUUGUUGCCAUAGCAACGCCAGUUGCGUAACUUUUGUUCAAAAAUUCAAAUUCUUUAGAUGUUGUUUUAUAUCAGUAAGGUACUUUUUGUUUAUCAACAAGUAAUAAUUGUCCAUCUAAAUCGUGAAUUUUCCAUUUUUUUAAAAACUGUAUUGAGCCACCUUAAGACAAUAAAAUAAUAAAGAACUGGGCGCAGUUGGGGCGCAAUGCAACUUAAUGGGUUAAUAUGUUAGUCAGGACCCAAAAAAACCUAAUAAAAAUAGGCAUGAAAAACAAUUAAGAUGGAAAACAUUUUCAUGCAGUGACUUAUAAUUUGAUAGUUUAUUAUUAGCAUGACAAAAUUACUGGAUGCUGAUUGGUUGAGAGGAGUACAAUUAUUUCAUUAAUUGUACUGCAGUACAAUUAAUGAUUUUCCCAAAACAAACAAAAUGGCGGAAACGUACUUUAAACGCAAGCAUGAAAUGAAAUUGCCGUGGAGGAACUAGAUGAGAAUAGGAACAAAAGCACCAAAUUUUGCUUUAACAAAAGAACUAAAUGAAAAUACAAACAAAAGCACCAAAUUUUGGUUGGAAGUCUGGCAGGACUGGGCUUUGGCGAGAGAAUAUGAUGCUGACAUUGAGAAGUAUACGUAUCCAAUUUUGUCAUGCUAAUAAUAAACAAAUCAAGUAAUCAUGCGAUGUUGCUCGUACAAUUAGGGAUUAAACAUCACUCGUACUAUUAAUCCCUAAUUGUACUCGCCAUCGCAUGAUUACCUAUACUUAUUAUUAGCAUGACAAAAUCACUGGAUGCUGAUUGGUUAAGAGGAGUACAAUUAUUUCAUUAAUUGUACUGCAGUACAAUUAAUGAUUUUCCCAAAACAAACAAAAUGGUGGGAAGAUAUUUUAAACACAAAUGUGAAAUGAAAUUGCGCUAGAGGAACUAGAUGAAAAUACGAACAAAAGCACCAAAUUUUGCUUUAUUAACAAAAGAACUAAAUGAAAAUACGAACAAAAGCAACAAAUUUUGGUUGAAAGUCUGGCAGGACUGGCCUUUGGCGAGAGAAUAUGAUGUUGACAUUGAGAAGUAUCCAAUUUUGUCGUGCUAAUAAUAAACAAGUAAUCAUAUGAUGUUGCUCGUACAACCACUCACCCCAGCGGCUCGUCCAAUUUUAGCAAAAUUCCCAAAUAUCACUCGUACUAUUAAUCCCUAAUUGCACUCGCCAUCGCGUGAUUACCUAUACUAAAAUAAAAUAUGCAUAGAAACCACAGUUAAAUAUUCUCCCAGAAUGCAGGAAUUGUAUUCUAGGGACUUUAGCUUUCAAAAUCCCGGGAAAGAAUUCCCCAGAACCCUCCGAAUUACUGAAGUACAGAAUAUGCAUGAAAAUGUUAUAUAAACAUUCAAACCCGAAGGAAAUAAUUUUGCAAAUUGUCCUAAAAGUGCAAGAAUAUGGAAAUCAAGAGCGCCAUAUAACUUCAAGAAUCUUUGAUGAUAGAAAAUCCCUAGGGUCCCUUCCAAAUAUUAAAUUUGCCCCAGGCCCCAAAUUUUUCUGUGCGGCCCUGCAUGUCCAAGUCCACUUUUUAGGGCAGCUUACACAGACUCCAUUCUACAAGUAGGGUUCACUACAAAUAAUGUUGCCAUUCACCAUAAAGGGACAGUUGAAGGCACAUUGCAACUAGAUUUAUUUAAUAUCAAUUAUCAUUUAAGGGCUAGAUAAAUAAAAUUGCCAAAAUUCUAAGUGAGUCGCUCUUUAAAAUGAUAAACAAAUGGUUCCCAAUGGUAUGCCUCUUUUAUAUUGGUUAAUACCAACCAAGACGUUUUGUGACCUAUUUAUUGAAUCAUCAACAAUAAAUUUUACCAUAUAAUUGUAACAUGUAAUUAUGUUUGCAUGAUAAAGCAAUCAGUCCCAACAAAAAGGAACUAAGUUUACAUGAUGAUCAAAAAAACAGAUGACAUACGUAUACAUUUUCGAAAUUAAAGAUAAACUAGCAUUAUUAAAAAUUAACCAUCGACAACUGUUGAAACCAUUGAAAAUAUGUACAUUCAAGAUGGCGUCCUUAAGUUAACCUUGGAAGGGCUUUUUAAAUGAAGGAGGUGAAUAGUGCAAGGAUACUAAUCUGCACGCGAAGCAUCGAGGUGAAUAUCCUUGAAUUAGCACCUAUUGAUUGGGACGGAGGGAAACAGUAUGUUUUGUAGACCCGGAACAGCCAGUACUGUUAAAGCCAUUUUAUUCUCUGUAUAUACCAAGCCAAGUGUCAAAAGAAAAGAAAAACAACAAAAAGGAAAAGAAAAGAAAACAAAAACAACAAUUAAAAAGGAAAACAAAAAGAAACGAGAAACCUUAAUUUUUGCUUUAUUACUCAUUGAUUUUAUUAUUGACCGGUAAACAAAAGUAAUGUCCACCACAAGCACUCCUCAGGUAUGUAGUCGUGUUAGUUGUUAAAGUUAUAGUCGCGCGCGUUUUCGUUCGAGCGUCAUAACUAACAGCCAAAUUUUCUCAAUUUCUAGCUGAUUAAUAAAGAAAACAUUGGCGGGGUUGUAACAUUGAAUGAGGAUUAUGAAACAAAGUUACUGACGUAUUCAAGUAAGGUAAAGUAAAAAUCAAAUGUUU